Scophthalmus maximus (turbot) is the source of this 1011-nucleotide messenger RNA. It is a transcript of the gene snapc5, whose product is annotated as small nuclear RNA activating complex, polypeptide 5. Gene Ontology annotation, biological process: transcription by RNA polymerase II; transcription initiation at RNA polymerase III promoter. The coding region runs from base 195 to 551 and encodes 118 amino acids. The transcript has 4 exons. NCBI's taxonomy places the organism in Eukaryota, Metazoa, Chordata, Actinopteri, Pleuronectiformes, Scophthalmidae. Gene Ontology annotation, cellular component: nucleus. The record is from RefSeq and is a predicted model, not a curated record.
AACCACCGGAUAUGACAGCAUAAGCGUAAGAACCAAACUUUAGCUUGUAGCCGUUUUGUAGCACGGCGCCUAAAUAAAAGCUGCCAGAGGCACGUUGUCGUGUUUUACCGCGUUCGACGGCGAUAUGGAGUUAUAAACAGGAUUUAUAAAUAGAGCGCUGAGGGAAUGGUCUGACUGCAGCAGUGCCCACAAAGAUGCACAGCCGUCUGCAGGAGCUGAAGAAGGAAGAGGAGACUCUCCUCAAAAUCAAAGUGAUGUUGCAAGACCAACUGAACAGACUGAAAUUUGAAGAAGGGGCCUUGAAAUCCAUCAUCAAUGCUCAGACAGAAGAAGGAGCCUCUCAGCGCCUAUCCCCGGAAACUGAGGUUCAAGUUAACCUUGAUGAUGAGAGCGAGAUCAAUCAAACCAAGCUGCUACUGAAUGCCGCUGUAGAUUAUGACAUGGAGGAGGAGGAAGAUGAAGAAGAUGAGGAGGAGGAAGAAGAUGAAGAAGAUUAUGAAAAUGAGCUUGGACUUGUGCCUGAGGAGGAUGAGGAUGAAGAUGAUUACUGAGAUAUUCAGUGGCUUCUAUGUUUGCACCACUGAAUAAGGCUGUUUCUUUGUUCACCUGUUUUGUACUACCAGUUGUUAAGUUUAAUUUAUUUGGAUGAAGUGAGUAGCAGUUUAAGUGUAAUGGUGUGCGGUAACAGUAUAUUCUUCUUUGCCUGAUUUCAUUUCAUUUCAUUUCAUUCAUUUGAAACCACAUUAGACUCCUCGUGUCAAACAUUGUGACAAACUGUGAGAAAGGUCUCACUAAGAUGCAGUAAGACAGUGUUCGUAGGUGCUUAAUAUAUAGCUAACUAGAUAUGUUGUGCAGAAGAUCAGAAACUGAGCAUCAAUUCACUUGAGGAUCAGAUGUUGAGAUAUGUCUGUUGGCAUGAAAAUGUAUGGCUGGGCCAUAUAAGAAUAUAGUGUGUAUACACUGUAAGAAAUGAUAAUUGUAAGCACAAAAUAAAAUGUUUUGCAUAGUGUU